CAGUGUAUGAGGUGACUGGCUCAGUGUAUGAGGUGACUGGCUCAGUGUAUGAGGUGAUCGGCUCAGUGUAUGAGGUGACUGGUUCAGUGUAUGAGGUGACUGGCUCAGUGUAUGAGGUAACUAGCUCAGUGUAUGAGGUGACUGGUUCAGUGUAUGAGGUGACUGGCUCAGUGUAUGAGGUAACUGGUUCAGUGUAUGAGGUGACUGACUCAGUGUAUGAGGUGACUGGCUCAGUGUAUGAGGUAACUAGCUCAGUGUAUGAGGUGACUGGCUCAGUGUAUGAGGUGACUGGUUCAAUGUAUGAGGUGACUGGUUCAGUGAAUGAGGUGACUGGCUCAGUGUAUGAGGUGACUGGCUCAGUGUAUGAGGUAACUAGCUCAGUGUAUGAGGUGACUGGCUCAGUGUAUGAGGUGACUGGCUCAGUGUAUGAGGUGAUCGGCUCAGUGUAUGAGGUGACUGGUUCAGUGUAUGAGGUGACUGGCUCAGUGUAUGAGGUAACUAGCUCAGUGUAUGAGGUGACUGGUUCAGUGUAUGAGGUGACUGGCUCAGUGUAUGAGGUAACUGGUUCAGUGUAUGAGGUGACUGACUCAGUGUAUGAGGUGACUGGCUCAGUGUAUGAGGUAACUAGCUCAGUGUAUGAGGUGACUGGCUCAGUGUAUGAGGUGACUGGUUCAAUGUAUGAGGUGACUGGUUCAGUGAAUGAGGUGACUGGCUCAGUGUAUGAGGUGACUGGCUCAGUGUAUGAGGUAACUAGCUCAGUGUAUGAGGUGACUGGCUCAGUGUAUGAGGUGACUGGCUCCGUGUAUGAGGUGACCGGCUCAGUGUAUGAGGUGACUGGCUCCGUGUAUGAGGUGACCGGCUCCGUGUAUGAGGUGACCGGCUCAGUGUAUGAGGUGACUGGCUCAGUGUAUGAGGUGACUGGUUCAAUGUAUGAGGUGACUGUCUCAGUGUAUGAGGUGACCUGCUCAGUGUAUGAGAUGACCGGCUCAGUGUAUGAGGUGACUGGCUCCGUGUAUGAGGUGACCUGCUCAGUGUAUGAGCUCAGUGUAUGA
Molecule: messenger RNA, 1052 nt
Organism: Oncorhynchus keta (chum salmon)
Lineage: Eukaryota; Metazoa; Chordata; Actinopteri; Salmoniformes; Salmonidae
Exons: 3
Coding region: 297-1052 (251 amino acids)
Source: RefSeq, a predicted model, not a curated record